Gamsiella multidivaricata is the source of this 648-nucleotide messenger RNA. RefSeq names its product acyl-CoA N-acyltransferase. The coding region runs from base 1 to 648 and encodes 215 amino acids. The transcript is spliced from 3 exons. Lineage: Eukaryota; Fungi; Mortierellomycota; Mortierellomycetes; Mortierellales; Mortierellaceae. The record is from RefSeq and is a predicted model, not a curated record. Gene Ontology annotation, molecular function: acyltransferase activity, transferring groups other than amino-acyl groups.
AUGGCCUCUCCAUCGCCCUCGACUUCUUCCAUGUCCUCUCAGUCCCGCCCCGAAAAGAAGGCGUCUGUCCUUGUCCGUCUGGCAACUGCAGAGGACGAGGCACAGAUCAGCCAGAUCCAUUCAGUCAUCAACCGCGCCUACAGAUCAGAGGGCGGAUGGACCACCGAGGCACAUUUGGUGAGCGAAGAGCGCAUCACGGUCGAUGAAUUGAAGGCGGCCUUGAUUGAUAAGGUCAAUCCGCUUUUGCUCGCCUUUGACAGCGAGACUGGGCAACCUUUGGGCACACUCCAGCUUGAGCCUGCAGAACACUAUCCCGAUUUCGGCGAGUACAAGAGGGAGGGCUUUGUGCCAACUUAUAUUGAAAGCCUGCCUAAAGACCAACAAAUUUUCUUGGGUCUCUUCUCCGUGGAUCCGUCUCAGCAGUCUCGGGGCAUUGGCCGCAAGCUGGUCGAGGCGGGAUUGCUUCACGCCAAAGAAAACAUGAAGCGUACGCAGUGUAUCGUCUAUGUGCUCUACAUGCGUGACGAGCUGAUCGGUUGGUACAAGAAGCUGGGUUUUGUGGACUAUGGCGAGAAGGUGCCUUUCCCCGACGUUAGCCGUCUUAAGCAUGAGGACACUCACUUUUCAGUCCUUCGUCUUGCUCUGUAA